Molecule: messenger RNA, 3039 nt
Organism: Ornithorhynchus anatinus (platypus)
Lineage: Eukaryota; Metazoa; Chordata; Mammalia; Monotremata; Ornithorhynchidae
Gene: PIGQ
Product: phosphatidylinositol glycan anchor biosynthesis class Q
Exons: 11
Coding region: 112-1809 (565 amino acids)
Biological process (GO): GPI anchor biosynthetic process
Cellular component (GO): membrane; endoplasmic reticulum
Source: RefSeq, a predicted model, not a curated record
CCGGUCCGGGCUGGCAGGCCGCGGCCGCAGGGGCCCCGGGACCGUCCGGCCCGAGGGGGCGGACUUGCGUGCUGCUCCGCGUCCCCCCGCCCGGCCGUCUCUUCCCCCACCAUGGUGCUGAAGGUCUUCUUCCCCUCCUGCUGCUCGGGGGCGGACAGCGGCCUGCUGAUCGGCCGCUGGAUCCCGGAGCAGAGCUCGGCCGUGGUCCUGGCCGUCCUCCACUUCCCCUUCAUCCCUUGCCAGGUGAAGCAGUACCUGACGGCGAUGCAGCGGGCCGACCGGCCGCCGCUGGCCGUGCUGGGCACCUGGUGCCACGCCCGGCGGGACGAGGACGAGGGCCUGGCCCGCUUCCUGGAAGACCUGAGCGCCAUUUUCUCGCACGACCCCUGGCUCCAGCUGGGCAGGGAGCGCGGCGGGAAGUCCUGGAGCUGCCGCCCGCUGCGGGCCGGGCCCCCCGAGGCCGACCCGGCCGUCCUGGUCUACUACGACCAGCGCCAGACCGUGCUGUCGCGGCUGCACCCCGCCCCGCGGCCGGACGCCGCCCGGCUGGCGGCCGUCUUCGACACAGUGGCCGGGAGCGAGGCGCUGUUCCGGACCGACCGCUAUGCCGAGGGGCCCGUCCGGCUGAGCCACUGGCAGUCGGACGGCGUGGAGGCCAGCAUCCUCGUGGAGCUGGCCAAGCGGGCGGCCGUGCCCGUCUGCGCCCUCGUCACCUUUCUGCUCGCGCUCGUCGCCGGCCUCUGCCAGUGCCGGGUUUUCCGAUUUUGGCCUCUGUCUUUCGUCUGGAGCAAGCUGUCCACCUGCGAACAGUUGGGGUACCGCCUGGAGCACCUCAAGUUGGUCUUCAGCAACCAAAAGGCGGAGAAUCAGACGCAGCUGAUGAGAAAAGCCAACAUCUUGGUUUCACUCCUGGUGGACGUGACUCUGGGAGUCUUGCUGGUGUCCUGGCUGUAUAAGAAGAACCGGAUCGGACAGCUGGCCAAUGCCCUCACUCCCGCGGCUGACCACGUGGCCAAGGAGCUCCAGGACCUGCUGCAGUGGCUGAUGGGUGUCCCCGCCGGCUUAAAGAUGAACCGAGCUUUGGAUCAGGUGCUGGGCCGCUUCUUUCUUUACCACAUUCACCUCUGGAUUAGUUACAUCCACCUGAUGUCCCCCUUCAUCGAGAUGAUCCUGUGGUACGUUGGUCUGUCGGCCUGCCUGGGCCUGACGGUGGCCUUGGCCAUCCUCUCGGACAUCAUAGCCCUUCUGACUUUCCACAUCUACUGCUUCUACGUCUACGGAGCCAGGCUAUACUGUCUGAAGAUCUAUGGCCUCUCCUCCCUGUGGCGCCUCUUUCGAGGGAAGAAGUGGAAUGUCUUGAGGCAGCGUGUGGACUCCUGCUCCUACGACCUGGACCAGCUCUUUAUUGGGACUUUGCUGUUCACCAUGCUGCUCUUCCUCCUGCCCACGACAGCCCUCUACUACUUGGUGUUCACCUUGCUCCGACUGCUGGUGGUAGUGGUGCAGGGCCUGAUACACCUGCUCGUGGACCUGAUCAACUCCGUGCCCCUUUACGCCCUCGGACUGCGGCUCUGCCGGUCCUACAGACUCGCAGCUGGCGUGAAGUUCCGGGUCCUGGAGCAGGAAGCCGGCAAGCCCCUCCGCCUGCUGAUGCAGAUCAACCCCCUGUCUUACGGCAGCGUGGUGCAGACCUACCGGCUCCCCACCUACAGCGGCUGCCCCAAGGACUCCUGGGGCUCCCUGUGCAAGAAACUGUUCGUCGGUGAGCUCAUCUACCCCUGGAAGCAGAAAGGGGACAAGCAGGACUGACACAUCCACCGUCAAAGACCCUCAGCCUGCGGACUUGGCCAGGGAACCCUCUACCCUCAGCCUGCGGACUUGGUCAGGGGACCCUCCUCCUCCCCCCAACCCCUUCUCCUCCUCCUCCUCCUCCUCCUCCUCCACAUCCUCCUUCCCAUCCUGUUCCAUCUCCCCUCUUCUCCCACCGUGGGGACCCUGGGCCACGAACCUGGGGUUCAGCACUGAUGCGGCUGUGGUAAAACACCCCUCCCCCCACCACCACCCAGUGUUAUUGGGCCUCCUGGUCCCCCCGGGGUCGGUAGCCACUGUCACCCAGAUGUUAACACCAUGAGUGCCUCAAGGGACUGGCCCAUGGCCUCCCCCACCCCGCUCGUGGCCGUACCCCCUCUGGGCCGGGUCCCGCUCGGGGCCCAGUGCCAGGCUGGCACCGCCACAGCCAGCUCCGUCCACCUCAAGCGAGGUGUGGGCCAUGGUUAACUGGAAGCGGGGGGUUAGGGUUCGAGGGCCGGUCCGGUCCACCCCCUCCCACUGAUCUGGCAGCUUCUGGGCUCCUCCUUUUGGGGUUCACACGUCCGCCCGCUCCCCGGGCCCUUUUGGGAAUUCUGGGAAAGGCUCAGGGUGCAGCGGCAGGUCCCCACCAGCAGCGGGCAGGGCCUUCUCCCAGGCCAGCAGGGCUUUCCCGUCGCCCAGCCCGGCACUCUGGCGUCCUCACUCCCACUCUGGUCGGGGUCAAGCGCCCGCCCACCCACCCAGAAUCCUGUGCCUCCCCCUACAACUACAAGCUCCCGAGCCCCAACCUUCAAAUGCCCCCAUUCCCUUCAGGGUUUUCUGCCAAAGCCGAGGGGGCCUCCAGGGGGUGGCCCGCACUUCUGCUCGCGGCGGACACGUGGGUAAGCCGGUGGAACCCGCGACCCCUCCCCCACAGUGUCACCCCGGCUCCCCCAAACAAGCCAGCUGGGGGGAAGAGGAAAGUAGGGGGGCCGGCCUCCCGACCGACUCCAGAGCAGUGAAGUUCUGGGGGAAUUCCAAGAGCAGCCUCCUCUUCCUCCUCCUUCCCCUGGCCCAUUCCGCACCCAUCUCCCAUCCCCCCACCCCAAGCAGAGGGUGGAAUUCCCUCCCUCCCAGUGGAAAGCCGAGGCCCGGGACCAGUUCAGCCUGUUCCCAGGCUUGGGCCCUCCCCCUGCUGCCUCUUUGCUGACUGGCAAUUCUAUACACACACACACACACACACACACACAC